AUGUCAACCGACCCGCUGGCGAUGCCGACGGCGAGCCAGCGCCUGCUGGACUCCGAGGGGUUCUUCGACUUCGUGAGCCAGGAGAUGCGCAGCGGCCUGCAGGUCAAGGACCGCACGCACAACUUCAAGAAAUACCCGGCGUGCUUCACGGGCAAGGAGGCGGUGGCCUUCUUCAUGGCUAAGAAGUACGCGCAGACGGAGGAGGACGCCAUCAAACUGGGCAACUGCAUCAUGGAGAUGGGUGUCUUCGAACAUGUGACGCGGGACCACGAGCUCAAGAACGAGGGCCUGUUUUACCGAUUCUCGUCCCAGGGGGCGUCGGCGGAGCAGGAGGUGCCGAAGCUGAGCUGGGCGGACGCCGUGCUGCGGCCCAACAACGAGAGCAAGCUCGCCGUGGGGCUGCAGCCCCAGAUGCCCUCGUGGGACAACUCGGGCUUCACGGUGGGGGUGAAGGACCUGAACGUGAGCCCACUGGACGAGCACAACGUCAAGCUGCUGGACAACGUGCACCCGGCGCAGUGGGCGGAGCCAAGCCCCACCAAGGAGAAGUACAACCUGGUGGUCAUAGGCGCGGGGUCGGGGGGGCUGGUGACCGCGGCGGGGUCGGCGGGCGUGGGCGCGCGGGUGGCGAUCAUCGAGGAGCACCUGCUGGGCGGCGACUGCCUGAACGUGGGCUGCGUGCCGUCCAAGGCGGUCAUACGGUGCGCGCGGGCCGUGUAUGAGGCCAGGAACGCGGCGCAAUUUGGUGUGAAAGUGACCGGCGUCGAGGUUGACUUCGGGGCGGUGAUGGAGCGCAUGCGGAGGAUCCGGGCAGGGAUAAGCUCCCACGACUCUGCCGCCCGCUACCAGAGCCUGGGCGUGGACGUUUACAUUGGCCAUGCCAAAUUCACGUCCAAGGACAGCGUGGUGGUGAACGGCAAGGAGCUGAAGUACGCGGCGUGCGUAAUAGCCAGCGGCGCCACGGCCAGCGUGCCCCCCAUCAAGGGCCUCAGGGACGUGCCCUAUCUGACCAACGCGUCGUUCUUCAACCUCACGGAGCUCCCAAAGCGGUUUGGGGUGAUCGGCACAGGCGUCAUAGGCCUGGAGCUGGCCCAGAGCAUGGCCAGGUUCGGUUCCCUGGUGACGGUAAUGGGACGGUCUGGAAAGAUUUUGGAGAAGGAGGACAGGGACGCUGUGGAGAUCAUUCAGAAGCAGCUGGUCGAGGACGGUAUAAUAUUCAAGCUGAAAUGCCAGUACAAGGAGGUGAAACAGGCUGCGGAUGGGACAAUCGAGAUCCAUGUCGUCAACGAUGGCAACAUUGAGAUUGUUGAGGUGGAUCAACUCCUGGUGGCAACUGGCAGGACACCAAACGUGGAAGGCAUGGGCCUUGAGGCAGCUGGGGUGGAAUAUGACAAGAAGAGGGGGAUCAUCGUCAAUGACAAUCUCAUGACAUCCACAAAAGGGAUUUUUGCUGUUGGAGACUGCAGCACUGAGUACAAAUUCACCCAUGUUGCAGACUUCAUGGCCCGCACUGUCAUACGGAAUGCCCUCUUCUUCGGAUCGGGCAAAAUGUCAUCCCUGCUGAUUCCAUGGGCAACAUUUACAGAGCCUGAGGUGGCCCAUGUCGGGCUGUACGACACAGAUCUGUACAAAAAGGGUAUAAAAUUCAAUACCUUUGUGAAGAAGCUUUCAGAGGUGGACAGGGCCAUAACAGAUGGCCAGGAGGAGGGGUUUGUGAAGAUAUAUGUGAAGGAGGGCACAGACAAGAUCCUGGGGGCCACGAUUGUGGCGCACAAUGCUGGCGACAUGAUAUCAGAGAUCUCGGUUGCCAUGCAGGCAGGGUUUGGGCUGGGAUCCAUCGCCUACGUCAUCCACCCCUAUCCCACGCAGGCUGAGGCCAUUCGGAUGUGUGGGGACCUGUACAACAAGACCCGGCUGACCAAGUUUGUUAAGUCCAUGUUUCGCAACCUUCUGGCAUGGAGGAGGAAGUGA
Ostreobium quekettii is the source of this 1971-nucleotide messenger RNA. NCBI's taxonomy places the organism in Eukaryota, Viridiplantae, Chlorophyta, Ulvophyceae, Bryopsidales, Ostreobiaceae. The record is from the annotation of a GenBank genome assembly.